UAACCGGGAGGAAGGGAAGGAGGAGGCAGCGCUGCUGCCUGGGCGGGGGACGCACUUCCGGUGUACUGAGUGACUGACUGACUGAGAGCUAGCUCAGGGGCUCCGGCUGAGGGUGGCAGGAACAUGGACAGCCAGGGCAGGAAGGUGGUGGUGUGCGACAACGGGACUGGGUUUGUGAAAUGCGGUUAUGCUGGCUCCAAUUUUCCAGAGCACAUCUUCCCAGCUUUGGUUGGGAGACCUGUUAUCCGGUCUACAGCAAAAGUGGGCAAUAUCGAGAUCAAGGAUCUAAUGGUUGGAGAUGAAGCAAGUGAAUUACGUUCAAUGCUUGAGGUGAACUAUCCCAUGGAAAAUGGCAUAGUGCGGAACUGGGACGACAUGAAACACCUCUGGGACUACACAUUUGGUCCUGAAAAAUUGAACAUAGACACCAGAGACUGUAAAAUUCUACUCACAGAGCCUCCCAUGAACCCAACUAAAAACCGUGAAAAGAUUGUGGAGGUUAUGUUCGAGACAUACCAAUUCUCUGGUGUUUAUAUUGCUAUUCAGGCUGUUCUUACAUUAUAUGCACAAGGGUUAUUGACUGGGGUAGUUGUGGACUCUGGAGAUGGUGUCACUCAUAUUUGCCCAGUAUAUGAAGGUUUCUCUUUGCCUCACCUCACCCGAAGAUUAGACAUUGCUGGCAGGGAUAUCACCCGUUAUCUUAUCAAGUUACUUUUAUUGAGAGGAUAUGCUUUUAAUCACUCGGCUGAUUUCGAGACUGUUCGCAUGAUCAAGGAGAAGUUGUGCUAUGUAGGAUACAACAUUGAACAGGAGCAAAAACUAGCUCUGGAAACGACAGUCCUUGUUGAGUCUUACACGCUUCCAGAUGGCAGGGUUAUUAAAGUAGGUGGAGAACGCUUUGAAGCACCAGAAGCUCUGUUCCAGCCUCAUCUUAUCAACGUAGAAGGCGUUGGCGUAGCAGAGUUGCUGUUCAACACCAUUCAGGCAGCUGACAUUGAUACUCGGUCCGAAUUCUACAAACACAUUGUGCUGUCAGGUGGUUCCACCAUGUACCCAGGACUGCCAUCCCGUUUGGAACGAGAACUUAAACAGCUAUACUUAGAGCGAGUACUGAAAGGAGAUGUUGAAAAACUAUCGAAAUUCAAGAUCCGCAUUGAAGAUCCUCCCCGUCGCAAGCAUAUGGUGUUUCUGGGAGGUGCAGUGUUAGCAGAUAUCAUGAAAGACAAAGAUAACUUCUGGAUGACUCGUCAAGAGUACCAGGAGAAGGGUGUGCGCGUGUUGGAGAAACUUGGCGUGACGGUCCGAUAAACUGAGCCCCCUGUGCCCAUUGCUUCUCUAAAGCUUUCCUUAUUUCCUUUAUUGCCAAUCUUUGAACUCAUUCAGCUACGUGACUCGGAAAGGCCUGCUUGUGCCCUUUUGACCUACAAGGUCAAAUGUUUGUCCUGUUUCCUGGGGUGAGCUUUGUUAAAUGUGUGGCUGAAUUUGACUAUUUGGUUCACCCAUUUCUUUUUAAAAACAAAGCUCUAUUAACAGGCACUAUCGCCUCCAUUGUCUGUCCCUAAUAGGCAUUUGGCUAAUUGCAGUAGACUUUUUCCCCCCACUUAGAGUGCUGCUUUAAAGCUGCUAGCUUCAUCUUUGCUCACCUGGAGGUUUGCCUUUAUUAUCAUUAAAAAUUAUAAAUAUAUAUAUUUUUUUUUUUUUUAAAAAGCAGCUAUUAGCACCACAUCCUGAAUAUGUUUAACUUUGCUCCCUCUUCUGCACAAUCCUGCUAUCUCUGUCCUCAAAAUACAGAAGAAAAAUGUCUCACUAUUAAUCACUGAAAUAACCAAUGCAUUUUCAAAUUGGGAACAGGCCCUCCGGUUAUUGAAAAACUUCUGACAUUCUGAAUUUAUAAAUUACUUUGUUUUUUGUUUUAACCCCCUUUUAACCUUGGGACGGAAUGGUACAUUUCCUCUAUAAUGUAAUGUAUGUUGGGCAUAUGAUUUUUCUUGUCUUUUUUUCUUUCCAUUCUAUGUCCUAUUAACAAAGCACUUGAGCACAUGAGGAGGUCAGUUGUAAACAAGUUUCACACAGUUCAUUCCCAAAAUGGUGAAAGGUGACAAACGUGUAUGUGAUUUAUUUCGAAAUAUAAGAUAAACUGUAUCUAUUCCUCUUUGUUCAGUGGUUUAUUUUUAUUAUUGUGCUUUAUUUUGUCUAUUGUGUUUUUUUUUUUGGUUUUUUUUUUACUACGAUUUUUUUAAUAGCGCUUCCUGAAGUGCCACUGGUUUUAAAAGGGCCAUUCCUUUUAGUGCCAAGUGCUCUAAAAUGGAGCUUGACAUUUUUAGUUCCCUUUGCACUCAAAAAUGUGUACCUUUAGUUUGUGUAAGGGCUUAAAUCCCUUCUGUUCAGGAAUUCUUGAAACCUAUCAAAUUUUCUUUAACUUGUGAGGGUUUAGCCAAUGGAAUAAUGAUUUAAAUAGCCUUUAAUGUUGCACUUCAGGAAAUCAUACAGUGAAUAAUAUGCUGUAUUUGUGUUCUGUGCUUAGUACCAUAAUACUUUCUUUUCUUUUACUCAUAUAACAAAUCCAUUUAACAGUGCUUUCCUAUUAAAUGUAAAUAGAUAUACCGUGCACACAUGCAUAUUAUUGAGCUAACCUGCUAUAUGCAUGGCACUGACUGUAUUUCUUGUGAAAUCUUACAAAUCCAGAUCUAUAGUUAUAUUGAGAGAGAGUAGAUAAUGGUUAGGGGGAUCCAUACUUUUCUCCUGGUUGGGUAAUGUCGCUGUGUGUAGAAGAGAGCAAAAUGAACAGCAGAGAUCUGUACAUUGCAAACAAUAUAUUUUUAUUUCGUGAAGAACAGUGCGAAUCACUGCCAUUGUAUAUUGGGACACAUUUCAAAAGAGUAAAGCCUGUUGAAAUGAAGUCAGGGUUUAAUAUAAUAUAUUUACAUUACAAUAAUUGACUUUCAAAGCAUUGCAAAGUUUUUGUGCAAUAGUCACAUGCAUUCCGAUUCUUUUUAUCUAUAGAAUCACAUUUAUUUUAGAAGCAUAUUAAAGGCAAACCUCAGGCAAUAAUGGUGAUACUUUGGUAUUAAAAUAAAUUUACCUUCAACAUACAAAACAUACAAUUUGCUAUUAGGUUAGUGACUUUUUUUUUUUUUACUUCACCUUUCCUUCCCCCUUCCCUUCCUUCUUAAUUUCUGUGUCUUGGAAUUUUGAGGUAAUUUUUAAACUAAUUUGGAAUAAAUUGGUCAUUCUCUCUGAA
Molecule: messenger RNA, 3241 nt
Organism: Pelobates fuscus (common spadefoot toad)
Lineage: Eukaryota; Metazoa; Chordata; Amphibia; Anura; Pelobatidae
Gene: ACTR2
Product: actin related protein 2
Exons: 9
Coding region: 124-1308 (394 amino acids)
Biological process (GO): Arp2/3 complex-mediated actin nucleation
Cellular component (GO): Arp2/3 protein complex; actin cortical patch
Molecular function (GO): actin filament binding
Source: RefSeq, a predicted model, not a curated record